Molecule: messenger RNA, 1473 nt
Organism: Vigna unguiculata (cowpea)
Lineage: Eukaryota; Viridiplantae; Streptophyta; Magnoliopsida; Fabales; Fabaceae
Product: putative serine/threonine-protein kinase
Biological process (GO): protein phosphorylation
Molecular function (GO): protein kinase activity; ATP binding
Source: RefSeq, a predicted model, not a curated record
GGUCAAAGACUUAGCUUAAAUCACAAACCUUUGUGUGCCGCCUCCUCUUCGUUCCAACCUCCGCAUGCUCUCCUUCGAUUUUUUCACACCAUUGCCAUUUCCAAACAAACCUUAACGAAACACACACCCAUAUCAAUCAUCCUAGGAAUUGUUUUACACGUGUCUCAAGGCAUGAAGAUUCCCUGUUGUUCUUUUUGUACUUGUUUCUCAGCAUCGGUCAAAGAACAAGAAACUAAGCACGAAGAGCCAGGUGAAGAGAACGAUGGAAACUUUCGCACAUUCACUUACAGAGAAUUGAAUUCUGCCACGCGGGGUUUUCAUCCCUCGGAAAAGAUCGGAGAAGGAGGCUUCGGCUCUGUCUAUAAGGGGCAGCUUCGGGAUGGAAGUUUGGUGGCUGUUAAAGUGCUCUCGAUUGAGCUAGAUUCCGUAAAAGGAGAGAGGGGUUUUGUAGCAGAAUUGAAUACACUUGCAAAUGUGAAGCACCAAAAUCUAGUUAUUCUUCGAGGGUGUUGUGUUGAAGGAGCCCACAGAUACAUAGUCUACGAUUAUAUGCAAAACAAUAGCCUUCGUCACACUUUCUUAGGUUCUGAGGAAAAAAGAAUGACAUUCAGCUGGGAGGCUCGGAGAGAUGUAUCAGUAGGUGUGGCUAGAGUGCUUGCUUUUCUUCAUGAGGAACUUCAACCCCAUAUUGUGCACAGAGAUAUCAAAUCCAGCAAUGUUCUUCUUGAUGAAAAUUUCACACCAAAAGUCUCAGAUUUUGGCCUGGCCAAGCUACUGAGAGAUGAAAAAUCCCACAUCAGUACCCAAGUUGCAGGCACAUUAGGUUAUCUUGCUCCGGAAUACGCCAGUUCUGGCCACCUGACACGAAAAUCAGAUGUUUAUAGUUUUGGAGUACUGCUUCUAGAAAUUGUGAGUGGCCAAAGAGCAGUAGAUGAUCGUUGUUUCAUAGUUGAGAAGUCUUGGGCUGCGUACGAGGGUAAUGAUCUUCUGAGAAUGGUGGAUCCAAUGCUGAAGAUGAACUAUCCCAUGGAAGAAGCUAAACGGUUUCUAAUGGUGGGGCUUUGUUGCGUGCAAGAAACGGCCAGGGUGAGGCCACGAAUGUCAGAGGUUGUAGACAUGUUGAGCAAAAACAUUGAGAUGGAAGAGUUUAAUGUUUCACGACCAGGAUUUGUGAAUGACAUGAGGAACGCCGGAACGAGGAGGCAAAUAAAUUCGUCAGAGGAAUCAAGUGCAGCAGCAUCCUUUGCAGAUUCCUCGGGAUGGAGUACCACCAAUCUUGCUCGUUAGAUUUCAUAGAUGCGUGCUUAGGUUGCUCUGUAGGAUCAUAAAUCGUUAACUGCGUUUAAGAUUCAUCAUAGUUUUUCUCAAGUGGUUACAAUCAUCAAUUUUUUUUUCCUGCAUAUAUAUGUAACAUGAAUUUUCUCUUUGGAAGGUGUUUUAUACAUAUCAGAAUGAGACAAUAGAAAUAUGUAA